AUGCGCGCUGGCCAACCUGCGCGCGCUCGCGGACCCCCGUAACUCACAGGCUCCUUCUUCCUCUCUCAGCUUCCUCUGCUGACUCAGUGCCUUAAAGACGUCCAUUCCCUUGCUGCCAAACCACAACUGCGACGUUGUUUAGUAGCACACCGGUGACCACCAUGGAAAAAACCGCAACUGCUUACAAGGAGAAGCUGAAGGAGCUGUCGUUUCUCCCCUUGAUCUGCUCCUGCUUCUACCCACAGCGUCGCAGCAGCAUAUCAUGUGACUUUGAAGACAUGGAGGUCAAGCCCAUCAACACGAGAGUCACUGGCCAGGCCUUUGAAGUCAUUCUGAAGUCACCAUCCCCAGUGUCAGACGCAGUCCACAGUCUCCCCUCUCCUCCUAAGAAGAGGGAUGUCUCUUUGGAGGACAUCCAGAAGAAACUGGAGGCUGCAGAGGACAGGAGAAAAUCCCAGGAGGCUGAGGCACUGAGGUCACUACAAGAGAAGCGUGAUCGUGAGAGGGACGUCCUACUUAAGGCCAUGGAGGAGAACAGCAGCUUCAGCAAGGUGACCGAGGAGAAGCUGACCCUCAAGAUGGAGCAGAGCAAGGAAAACCGUGAGGCCUACCUAUCAGCCAUAAUGGAACGUCAGCAGGAGAAGGAGAGACAUGCCAUGGACGUCCGGCGAAACAAGCAGCUGAUGCUGGUGCUGUCAGAGAAGAGCUGAGCUCAUCAACUCCAGCUGUCACUGCGGCGCCCCGCCCACCUGCCAGCCCUCACCAGCCCCCCCUGCUACCAGACAGCAGACAAGGCAAAGCCUCAGUCACCACAGCCUCAUCUCAUCCACGGCAUUAUUAGAAAUUAAGUUUUAAAACUAAAUAUCACACACUUCUGGAAAGAAAAUACGACUAUUAUUUUGUAAAUAGUUUUUUCUUAUUCAUAACGCAACGGACAUGUUGCUUUGUGCAGGUUUAUAAUUUUGUUUGUGAUGUAUUUUUUGUAUAUCAGCGUUUCCCAAUCCAGUCCUUGGGGACUCGCAGUCGGUCAAUGUUUUUGCUCCCUCCGAGCUCCCUAUCAGACAGUCCACAUUUUUGCUCCCUCCGAGCUCCCUAUCAGACAGUCCACAUUUUUGCUCCCUUGAGGGUGACUUCUGAGGGUCUCAGAGGACCAGAUUGGGAAAAACUGGUGUAUAUGAAUUUCCACUGGCGUCCAGGGCCUUGCUCAAGCUUAAUAUACUAUGUUAGACCCAGGAUUCAAAAUGGUGCCCUUCUGUGCCCUUCCCCUAACCUGCAGAGCCAAACACUAUAUUGUUGCAGGUCUCUACCCAGUUUAGUGCCAUAUCCCCAUUCCUUCAUAGUCAAUAAGCUUCCCAGUCAAUCAUUUGCAGAGAAUGAUUUUUGAUAUGUGCUGGACUGGUUGCAUGGAAAUCUCUGCGGAGGUAUCUUCGUUGUUGGAUGUGUUGGAGUCUCUUGGUUGUAUAUUUCUGUCUAAUACUUCCUGUUUGUCUUUUUUUUUUCCAUAUGCACCACUGUGUGCAAUCCAUGUUGAAUAAAAGUUUGGGCUUCUGCAAA
Paramormyrops kingsleyae is the source of this 1554-nucleotide messenger RNA. RefSeq names its product stathmin 2b (gene stmn2b). The record is from RefSeq and is a predicted model, not a curated record. NCBI's taxonomy places the organism in Eukaryota, Metazoa, Chordata, Actinopteri, Osteoglossiformes, Mormyridae. Gene Ontology annotation, cellular component: cytoplasm; growth cone; neuron projection. Gene Ontology annotation, molecular function: tubulin binding. Gene Ontology annotation, biological process: microtubule depolymerization; neuron projection development; regulation of microtubule polymerization or depolymerization.